UGCAGGGCUCCUGCCAUGGGCUGGGAGCCUUGGGGACACCCUGGCACUGAGCACUGGCCCCUCUGCCUUUCCUCUGGGAUGGCUCCUGUGCUCUCUCCUCUUGGAUUGGGAUGUGUAGAGAGUGAGGCAGGACGGUUUGGCCAGGGAGGGGACAGGGUGACUCUGGGGCUGGUUUAUUCCCAUGCUGUUGGUGUUUCCCCUCCCUGCCCAGGAUCCCUCCAAGCACAGCCCAUGGGUGCUGGCAUCCCCCAGGGCACCAUUCCCAUUCCAGGGUGUCCCAGUGAGCUGCAGGAGGGACAUGGCUCAGCCAGGGCCAGAAGGUGCCCUGAGCACCAGCCCUGGAGCCAGGAGUGCAGCCCUGAGUGCUGGGACCUGCCUGGGGCUGGAGCUCUUUGCUGCCCACUGGCACAAAGUAUUUUGGCACUGAGGAGGUCAGUGAGUCACUGGCACGGCUGGGAACAACUCCCCAGCUGCAGUUUCAAUUGGUCUCUUGAAAAGAAAGCUCCCAGUUCCCUUUCUGAGCUGGCUCAAAUGAAAAUAAACACUGAAGCUGCGAGAGCAACUGGAGUGAGCACUGGGGACCCAUGGACGGGCUGUGCCCUGCUGCUGGCAGGGGUGGCACGAGCAGCGUCCCACCUGUCACACCCCAGGGACACCUCUCAGGCCGGGAGGACCCUGCCAGGGGUGUGGACGCCUCUGCCCCCCCUCCAGGUGAGGAGUGUGAGUCCUGCUGGCCCUGGGCCCCUGAGCUCCUGCCCCACGGGGACAGCCCACACCGCCGGGGACAAUGGUGGAGGGACACGGACACGGACAAGGCACCAGGGACACGGCCCCAGGACAUGGCAACAGGUAAGGCUGGGCUGGCAGGGAGGAGCAGCCCCGCUCCUGAGGCAGGACACGGCUCCCCGGAGCCCCCGGUGGUGCUGCUGGCUCUCAGGAACACCUGUCCCCCAGAGCUCUCUCUCUCCUUCUCCGUGGAGAGCCGCUCCUGCGGGUGCCGCAAUGCCCAGCUCCAGGAGGCUGCCAGGAGGAGGCUGUGGGCUCUGGAGAGUGAUGACACAAGUGUCUGUGCCCUCUUCAAGGAGCUGUCAGCCAGGCUGGUCUGCACGCAGGCACACGAGGAUCGCUUCCUCCUCACCUUCAAAACCCCUGAGGAAGUCUGGAAGUUUUCCACCUAUCUGACUUUAGGGUACGUGGGGACCUGCCUGGAGCAGCUGCUCCUUGCCCAGGAGUUCUGGCUGGACUGUGCCCUGGUGGAGGACACAGAGCUCAGGGUCACUGUGGAUGAGGAGCACCUGGCCACCAUCUACAUGGAUCUGCUCCUCCAGGAAGGGAACUUCUUCUGCAGGGCAGUGCCCGGGGUCUGCAAGCUGGAGCAGGAGGGAGAGGAGGGUCUGCAGCUCUGCAGGAAUGAGCUGGUCCAUGUGAAGAGUGCUGGACAGGAUUCCAGAUGGGAAGGGAUGUCCCUGCUGACGGGACAGCGAGGCGUGGUGCCCGUGACUGCUCUGGAGCCAAUAGCUCACCCCUUUUACCAGUGGUUCCUGAGGAAUUAUGCUGUGAGCUUUGGCCUCUCCCAGGAGAUCAGCGGGACGAGCUCUCGGGCCAUUGUCAGAGGCAGGUGCAUCGCCACCAAGGACCACAGAGGAGCAGCAUGGGAUGAGCUGAGCUUCUCCAAAGGAGAUGCCAUAGAAAUCAUUGGAUUCUUCAUCCCUGGGCUGCCCUGGUUUGUGGGCAAAUCCCUCAGCACCAGGAGCAUCGGCUUUGUUCCCACCCGACACGUAAACCCCGAACCUUGCGAACCCCUGGGAAAGGGCUUUGUGUUUCUGAGUGAAGAGGAGAAGUCCCCAGUGCUGCACAUCCCCUGCAAUGGUGACGAGGAGCACUUUGCCACCCUCCUGGGGGACCUGGCACACACGGACAUCACCUCUGUGUACAGGCUGGCUGGGUUUGAACCCACAGCUGUGUUCCCACAAGUGCCACCAGAGGCUGCUCUCCAUGGCAGUAAAGAAAUCCAGGUGCUCCAGCCCUGGGAGGAGAUCAAUGACUGGGCCACCAGCAGCACCUCAGAGCUGUCCAGCCCAGGCAGUGAAAUAGCCCCUGCCACACUGGAAGAUGUUCUCCUGGAGAAGCUGGAUGACUUGGAUUAUCCCAAAUUCUUCAUCGACCUCAACGCUGGCCACAUGGAGGAUGCUGAUGUCUUUGACCCCAUAUUGACCUUCCUCAACCAAGACAGUUUCGUGCCCAGUUUCCAAAGCUUUUAUGAUCUCAGCUUUUCCUUUCUCCACUCCACUUUUUAUGGCUUCUCUGAUGAGGAUGAACUGGUCCUGUACCUCGAGACUUCCCGGAACUGGGCCAAGAGGACUCGCUCAGUUUGGGCUCACGUCAGGCUCUGUUUCCUCUUGGGUAAGCUCUGCAUCAAAAAGCUCAAGCUCUCCCAGGCCCGGGUGUACUUUGAGGAAGCCAUGAGUGUCCUGGACAGAGGCUUUGGGGACCUGCCCCUGCUGGCAGCGCUGCACGGGAGCCUCGCCUCCAUCUACCUGAAGCAGAACAUGAAGCACAAGUUCUCCUCCCUGCUGGGGAAGACGGUGACCCUGCUCGUGUGCCUGCCUGGCCGCUCCUUCAGCUCGGAGAACGAGCUGGAGCUCCUCACCUACAUCCUGAGGGAAUCCAUCGCCGUGGGCAAUGCCCCGCUGGAGGCCCGGAUCUGCUUCCUCAUUGUCAAACUCUUCCUGCAGCUGGGCAGGACCGAGGAGGUGCUGCCCUUUUUGGAGCAUCUCCAGUGCCUCAGCACCACCUGGCUCAGCCCAGGCAGCCGUGCUGGGCCCCUGGAUGCCACUGCCACCCUGGGUUACCUCUACGACAAGAAGUGUCUGCCGAACAUCGCGCUGGCCUCCGUCAGGUCCUUUGUUCCCAGCAGCACCAAGGGCACACCGACCCCCAUCUGGAGAGCCGGCUUCAUCCUCCAAAAUGCUUCCAAGCUUCUGGGGAGGCAGCAGCAGGACAGGAGCAGCAUCCCAGCAGUGGCUUGUUUGUACCUCAGGCAGGCUCUGCAGUUCUGCUGCGAGAGCAGGGCCAUGCCCAUGCAGAGGACGCUCUGUGCCGUGCUGUCCAGGAUGUACCUCCAGCACGGCCUGCUGGAUGGAGCCAUCCCUUAUGCAGCUAGAGCAGCAGAUCUGGCCAGACUGCUGGGGGAGGAGGAGGCGUUUGAGUCCUCGCUGUGCCUGGCCUGGCUCUACGUGCUGCAUCCCUUCGAGGCGUUUGUCACCGGGGCAAUGGUUAUUUACCUCUUGUUUACCGGGCAUUGCUGCGGGGCUGCCGGGCAGCCUCACACCCAGCCCGGAGCAGGGGAAUCUCCAUCCUGGGUGAGAUCCAGCCGGCUCAGGGNGUGCGGGGCGGCCCAGCUGGCCGAGCUGUACCUGCUGUGGGCAGUGCGGCUCUACAGCGAGCUCCAGGGCCACCGAGAGAUGGACACAGAGCUGGCACAGGUGCUGCUGUGGCUGGCACAGGCCAUGGUGGACAGGCAGAGGAGGGAAGAUGCCAAACUGUGCUAUGAGCUGGCGCUGGGCUUUGCCCUGAAGUGGCAGAACCUGAGGAGUCAGCUGCACAUCACGGAGCGUCUGUGCCAUUUCUACAGCAGAGUGUGCCCUGACCUGCACGCCUCCAUCACCUACCACGAGCACUGGGCAUCCCUGGCACGGCAGCUGCAGGACAGGGAGAUGGAGGCCAGUGCCAGGCAGGCCCUCAGCCAGCUCUACCAGGCUCUGGGCACACCUGAGGCUCUGAGACAAUCCCUGGACUGCACCAAGCAGAGCCUGAGGAUCUUCAUCGACCUGCAGGAGGCUGUGAAGGCAGCGGAGGCCUGGCUGCAGGCAGGAAAACUCUAUUACCUCCUGCAGGAGGAUGAGCUGGUGGAAAUGUACUUCCAGGCAGCCAUCCAGACUGCUCUGAAAGGGGACAACUUCUCCUUGGCCAUGGACCUUUAUGAGAAAGCAGGUGACACCUUCUUCAAUGGCAGCCGGAACAGGGCCCGGGCAGUGGAGUUUUACAGGGGAGGAGCUGUGCCCUUGGCCAGGAAACUCAAGGCCACCCAGACAGAGCUGAGGCUGUUCAACAAACUGGCAGAGCUGCAGAUCAGCCUGCAGGGCUAUGAGAAGGCUCUGGAGUUUGCCACGCUGGCAGCCAGGCUCAGCCUCAGGGUCGGGGAUCAGCUGCAGGAGCUGGUUGUUCCCACCUCUCUAUUUUCCAGGAGAUCCCACCCCUCUCUUUUCCAGGAGAUCCAAUGGCAGGAGCUGGUUGAUCCC
Molecule: messenger RNA, 4301 nt
Organism: Zonotrichia albicollis (white-throated sparrow)
Lineage: Eukaryota; Metazoa; Chordata; Aves; Passeriformes; Passerellidae
Source: RefSeq, a predicted model, not a curated record